UGUUCCACUGAUAAUACCAUGUGUCGUUUUAUCGUGUCCUGCCUGGCGAUCCUCGCGAUUGCUUAUCAGUCUGCGGCAAAAGUUGUAACACGUGCGGACGGAAACCCACACGACCUCUUUCUCCCCGGUCAAGGACAAGCUAGCAAGUGUUUACAAUGUAAACUAUCCGACCAAAUGAGCUUAGCUGAGUGCUUGAUGAAACCAGAAACUGAUCCAGACAAAUAUGAAAUAUGUCAAACUUCACGCCCUGAAUGUAUGACUCAACUAUGGCAAAAAAAUACAGGUUUGGUUUUCGUAUCUGAAUGUCAACAACUGGAGGCUUGUAUCGAAGAAUCCGAAAAUGAACCACAUUUUAAUGAAUGUGAUGAAGCGCCAAUCUACGUGAAGACCAAGUGUCGAUAUUGCUGUGAUAACAACACUAUCACCCAAGGGUAUUACUGCCCACCACCACGAAAGACGGUCAAUUGCACAGUGUGCGGAGAUCCACGUUUCAAGACUUUUGACGGAUAUCACUACCACGAGGGCGGGGACUGUGAACUGUACACCCUGCUGCAUAUGAACUGUAGCAUGCAUGACUUAAAAGUGAAAGUUAGCGAGUUGAAAACCAAAGACCAUUAUCGUGUGAAAGAACUGUUUCUGGAACAGUACGGUGAACAAUUGAUACUUGGUGUUAAUAAUGGUGUAGACCCUGUCACAUUCACGCUGAUACCCAGUGGCGGUACCCCAAUAGAUGAAACGGAUUUCCCAGGUUGGCAUGGAUCUUUCAACCAAUUCUUAUUAAGUAAACAUGGUGAAUGUUACCACAUAACAAUGGAUGUGGAUGCUGAUGGUUUCUACGACCUGGUCGUCAAAUGGUGUGUCAGGAAGGUGGAACUCGAACUCUCGCAGCCCUACAGUGGUUGUUAUCAUGUGCGAGGUUUAUGUGGUGACGCGAAUGGUUCCCCAGAGUAUGAUAGAAUAACACCAGCCAACACGAAUGCGACCAGUGAUGAAGAAUUUCAUGAAUGCUGGGGUGAAGGUCUUGUACAGAACAAGAUGGAUCCAUCGUAUGAACAAGGAAUGUCUACUACUGCUACACCACAAGUCGAGCCUGAUGUUUCAUAA
This is a messenger RNA of Saccoglossus kowalevskii, 1104 nucleotides long. RefSeq lists its product as uncharacterized. The record is from RefSeq and is a predicted model, not a curated record. NCBI's taxonomy places the organism in Eukaryota, Metazoa, Hemichordata, Enteropneusta, Harrimaniidae.